Molecule: messenger RNA, 5811 nt
Organism: Falco peregrinus (peregrine falcon)
Lineage: Eukaryota; Metazoa; Chordata; Aves; Falconiformes; Falconidae
Gene: GALNT16
Product: polypeptide N-acetylgalactosaminyltransferase 16
Exons: 15
Coding region: 432-2138 (568 amino acids)
Cellular component (GO): Golgi apparatus
Source: RefSeq, a predicted model, not a curated record
AGGGACGUGGGCUGGCAGCGCAGGAGGGCAGGCUGCUGUCACCCGCGCCCCAGCAGCUGCCCCGCGGGGCUGGGCCCGUGUCACCCGCUCUCCGCCGCGGGGCCCUGCCGCCACACCGGAGCGCCCGUAUCUCGGGGCUGCCACCCCCCCUCUUCAGCCGGAGCGCCCAGCGCAUCCUCGGCGGCGCCCACGCAGGCACCGGCCAGCGCCCAGCCCCGGCCGGCCGCUCCCCGGGCCGGGGGGAGGGGGAGGUGGCGCGGAGCCCUCCGCCCCCUGCGGCGGGGCGGGGGGCCGAGGCGUUAGGACCCGGCGGCGGCUGGGCGGUGCGGGGCCGGAGCGGAGCGGGGGGAGCCGCCGCCUCUCCCCUCCUUCCUCCCGCGGCCGCCCCAGCGCGCCAGGCAGCGCUCCCAGGCUCCCCCGGGGCGCUCGGCAUGAGGAGGAUCAGGGCCAAUGCCAUCGCCAUCCUGACGGUCGCCUGGAUCCUGGGCACUUUCUACUACUUAUGGCAGGACAGCAAGCCCCGCUCGGCGGCCGCCGGCAGGUCGGGCGGCAGCGGCGGCGGUAGCGGCGGCGGGCGGAGGGCGGCCGGCAGGCUGGAGCCGCGCCGGGAGCAGCGCACCGUGCCCCGCAGCAUGACAAGGGCUCCCCCAGGAGAGAACAGCCGGAGGGGUUUUGACGAAAAGGCUUACUUGUCCUCAAAGCUGCUGAAGGCCGGAGAAGACCCCUACCGCCAGCAUGCUUUUAAUCAGCUAGAGAGCGACAAACUCGGCAGCGAUCGGCCCAUUCGGGACACCAGGCACUACAGGUGCACUUCUGUGCGCUAUGACACAGACUUGCCAGCUACCAGCCUCAUCAUCACCUUCCACAAUGAGGCGCGCUCUACCCUGCUCCGCACGGUGAAGAGUGUUCUGAACCGCACCCCUCCCAGCCUCAUCCAGGAGAUCAUUUUGGUAGAUGACUUCAGCUCAGAUCCUGAUGACUGCCAACUCCUUACCAAGAUCCCAAAGGUCAAAUGUCUACGAAACACCCGGCGAGAAGGGCUGAUUCGCUCUCGGGUGCGAGGAGCUGAAGUGGCUACUGCUGACAUCCUCACCUUCUUGGACAGUCACUGUGAAGUCAACAGUGAGUGGCUGCAGCCAAUGCUUCAGAGAGUAAAAGAGGAUUAUACACGCGUGGUGAGUCCAAUCAUUGAUGUUAUCAGCCUGGAUAAUUUUGCCUACCUGGCAGCAUCAGCAGAUCUGAGGGGAGGGUUUGACUGGAGCCUUCACUUUAAGUGGGAGCAGAUUCCUAUAGAGCAGAAGAUGUCCAGAACAGAUCCAACUCAGUCUAUAAGAACCCCUGUCAUAGCAGGAGGCAUCUUUGUGAUCAACAAGUCCUGGUUUAACCACCUGGGAAAAUAUGAUAUUCAAAUGGACAUCUGGGGAGGAGAAAAUUUUGAACUCUCUUUCCGAGUGUGGAUGUGCGGUGGCAGCUUGGAGAUUGUUCCCUGCAGUCGAGUGGGACACGUGUUCAGGAAGCGUCAUCCCUAUGACUUCCCUGAGGGCAAUGCAUUGACUUACAUCAAGAACACCAAGCGCACAGCAGAGGUGUGGAUGGAUGAAUACAAGCAGUACUACUAUGAGGCCCGGCCAUCUGCCAUUGGGAAGUCAUUUGGAAGUGUUGCAGACCGAGUGGAGCAGCGACGCAAACUGAACUGUAAAUCCUUCCAGUGGUAUCUGGAGAACGUCUAUCCCGAGCUCAAGAUUCCUGAAAAGGAGUUGAUUCCAGGAAUAAUUAAACAAGGAGGAAAAUGCCUGGAGUCUCGGGCACAGGAUACCACAGGGAAUACGUUGGCUGGCAUGGGAAACUGUAAAGGGACAGCGAGCAAUCCACCUGUCACUCAGGAGUGGGUUUUCAGUGACCCUUUAAUUAGACAGCAGGACAAGUGUCUUUCCAUUACCUCCUUCUCCACUGGCUCUCAAAUCACACUGGAAGCCUGCAAUCAGAAAGAUGGCAGACAGAAGUGGAAGAUGAAAGGCAGUUUCAUUCAACACUUCGUCAGCGGUCUCUGCCUGGAAAACCAGACCAGGAGAGUGGUGACCAACCCUUGCCAAGCAGGUGUACCUGGCCAGCAGUGGGAGCUGCUACAAGCAACAUGAUGGUAGCACAGAGAUCUCCUUGUUUCUCUGUGCAUGAGACUUUGGGAACAGAGGGGGAUUGGGAAGGGAGGAAUGAUUUUAUAUGUCUGACCCUAAGUGUUUUCAUUGUGCCCAUCAGCAAGCCACCAUUUCAGCUGAGCACUUGGUGUUUUUGAGCUUUUCAAAGAAGCUGGGGGUGAGAGGGAGAUGAGGAGAGUUGUUGAAAUCUUCCCAUCUGUUGUCUUAAGUUCUCCUUUGUAGCUGAUGUCCAUGCACAGCUGCACCUAGAGAGGAGGGAGGACCCAGCCCAAUACCUGGAGUGACCUGAACUGCCUUGCAGCUCUCCCCAUCCAUUCCUUUCUCUGCACCCAGAGUCCACGACGAUGCUUGUACAAACAUUGGUAGCUCUUUGGCUUUCCUGGCUUUUCCCUCUAACAUCAUGCAUCAUUUAUGCAUGUGUGUGUCUCGGUGAGGACUGGCCAGAAGAAGAGUCACCAUGAUGAGUGAAAGGGCUGGAAAGGAACUAGCAGACCCCAGGAGCAGGUUUGUAACCUCUUUGUGGUGGGCCCGUUCCUUCAUCUGCCUGCAGUAGCCUCCCCACAGCCACAUGGGCUGAGGUUUGCACAAUGCUGACAAGAGAGCUGGAAAAGGAACAAUUAUGUUUUAUCAGCAUAACCAGGGGUUGUUUAGGGGACUAUUCCCUGCUGAAUUCCUGCUUUCAGUUUUUCACAAGUGGAAGGCCAGCCCUGCCUCCACAAGUGAUCCAAGCCUGCAGGCAGCGCAGCUGGACCUGGGUUCAGGGUACCACACUCCUGAAGAGCUGGUCAGAGAUGGAUGCCUACAGUUUGGGGUGCUGGGGAAGCUGGGACCAUUCUCUGGCUGCUCUUUCUCUGGUGCUACCAGACACUGCCCACUGCAUCCCACACUGAAGGUGAUGCACAGAGCUGUGUGGGCAACGCACACUGACAGUGCCGCUGCACUUGUCUCAGGCCUGUGGCAGGAGCCCUCCCAGUUCCUGGCUGUGAAAGGCAGAAGGGCACAGCCCCUAUGUCAUUGCAGGCUUCCCGCUGCCGGCUAGGCAAGAGCACAGCCCUCUUGCUGGCUCUGCAGGGCCCUUGUGAACACAGGGUGGCAUGACAAGCCACCCAAUCCUGCUGUCUAGUUGCUUUUUACCUGCUCUUAGAAAGAGGAGGCAAAAAGGCCUGGGACUGCUCCCAUUGCAACACCCAGCUCUCCUCCCUGUAGGCACCUUGGGGAGGUUAGCUGGUGAAGCUGAAACUGCCCCCUGCACAAAUGCUGUCACAGUACAGGCCUGCCCUGAGAGAUUGCUCCUUUGUGUUCUGGAGAUACCAAAGACAGCUCUAGCUAGCAUCCAGUCCUGCUCCCAGUUACCAGUUGGCUGUAGCUGAGUGUGGGUUUUCAGACUUGCCAGGGUAAGUUUACCUAUUCAAAUUAAAAAAAAAUAAUAAAAUCCCACAACCUUACCUUUUUCUACUAGGUCUGUUAAAUUCCCCUCUUGGACUGGGUUUUGUAAACCAGUCCUCUUCUCCAAGAGCCUAGCAGGGGAGCCAGAUGUGGGGCCACCUUCAGGAGGCAAUUGAUUGCCUGGAUUCUUUCUGAUCUGGUGUAGAAGAAACAGGAUGUUCAUUUGGAUUCUAACAGCUGGCUGCUUUUGAUCAUGUCUCUAUCCCUUUUUAAUUCUCUUUCCUAGCUUGGUAUUAGCCCAAACAGUUGACAAAAGAACAGAUACUGUUCUUCAAAUGUUGCAUGCACUCAGAAGUGUUUGUGUGAGAACUGGAGGAUUUGUUUUCUGUCCUCGGUUCUUUAUUUAAAAACUAAAUCAUUCAUAUGGCAGGAGCUCUUUUCCUGUUUCCCCCUUCACUCUGACAUCAGCUCACUAUCUCAACACCAAUUAACCAGAUGAAUGACCUGCCCAAUCUGUGAAAACUCAGGAGGCAAUUCCCUUUGGUCCCAAGCGUACAGCAUGGUGCAGCCACACUUCUGUGUGGCAAGAGGGGCACUGACUCUGCAGAGAUUUCUCUUUUCCUGUAUAGAAUUGCUUUGGGCCUGAAUGACUGAGGCCAGGAAAGAGCAGAGAAGGAAAGAAAAUAGUAGGAACAGAAAGAGGGCAGGAAAGACAAAUCCACUGGGGGAGAGAUGCCAUCCUGCUAGCAAUUGCUUUUCUAUACAACAAUAUGCAGGAGAUGCUGCUUCCAGAACAGCAUCAUUAGGCAGUGGGAGACAGGAACAUUCAAGUUCUCACAUACUUAGCUUGAAAAAAGUUGAUGCAAAGACAGAUGAAAGGCCGUUGAGCAGGUACUGUACAUAAGCUCUGUAUACGAUGAAGUGCUGAAGGGUUAUGUAUUUUCAUCGAAAUGCAUCGUAAGUGCACGAUCUGAGCUUCCUCCGUUUCACUCACCAGCAGCUUAAGGGUUGCAUCUAACAGCAUGUUCACUCCACCACCAGGUACUGCUUCCUUCCUCCUUGCUCCCACUGUGUGCGCAGCUUUCUUGCAGUUCCUUCUUCAAAACUGUGCUAGGAGUAGGACCCAGCUCCUCCACAAACAAUUCUCAUGACUGCUGCAGACCACGGAAGCUUUGCUCUCCAAGCUGUGGGCCAGCCCUGGUUCAGAGGGCUCGUGUCAGCACACUGGCUACUGCCCUUGACUUUGUGUUGGCUCCAGUGCUGGAGGCACCUCCAACGCAGUGGAGGUACCUGGACUAGCUGUGCUGAUCUGUGCCUCUCUUCCUACUGCUUACCGCCUGGCAGAGUGCGAGCUGGCCUCCGUUUGGGGCUGUGAGCUGGGGCAGCUGAAGACUGGACACUCUCCUUCUUCAGGUGCCCCAGCCUGGGGGAGAGAAGGGGAAAGGUAGACAUAUGCUAGAUGUCAAUAACUGAAAGUGCUCCUGGAGUUGGGGGCUACCAGAGUCCUAAGUCUGUGGUUUUGGACAUGUUCUCCUGAGGUCACUUCCCCACUGCUUACUCUGCUGUCAGCUAAAGCACUGCUCACAGGACCUCCCCGUAGGCCCAGUGCUGACAUCCCCCCACAUCAUCUUCUGGAAGCCAUUGGUUUUCAAUGGAUUUUAGCAGUUGCUGACAGGGAGGUGCAUUACAAAAGGUUUUUUUCAAGUGUGGGCAAACUAAGCUCCUCAGAACAAACAAAGUCUUGUCCAGAUUCAUUAUUAACAUACUUUCCACUUCCCCUGCACUGAAGAGAAGGAGGAACUGUGUUAAUCUGCGGUUUUUUCCCCCAGGGUCCACGCAGUGCUGUGUUUUGGAACAGGACUCCAGUGGGGUUUUUGGAAGCAAACUGGCUGAGCCCUCAAAUUUGGCCCAAUGAUUUGUGUCUUUAGCAGUCAGAAGAAGCAGCUGCUCGCCCUUGUUUCCCUGUUUACUUUAAACAGCCCCCUUGACUGUCAAGACAGAGCAUUUGCAUUGGUAAUACCUUUCAAGAAAACUGUUACUGUAUCAGAUGUUUUUUCAUGUGCUGUGAAACGGUGGGGGUUUAUUUAAGGGGAGCUGAAACUGCUGUUGUAAGAAAUAAAUUUCAAAAGGUUUAUUUUCCCCACUCACUUGUAAGUUGCACUUUGCCAGAUGUAAUUUAUGUGGAGCCCAGAUUUGUUUUCCCUUUUCUUGAAGAAAGCAUGUGCCAGAAUCUGUUUAAUGCCUGGAAUAAAAUCCACUUUGAAACAAG